Zalophus californianus (California sea lion) is the source of this 5998-nucleotide messenger RNA. RefSeq names its product transmembrane protein 94 (gene TMEM94). The coding region runs from base 1599 to 5462 and encodes 1287 amino acids. The record is from RefSeq and is a predicted model, not a curated record. NCBI's taxonomy places the organism in Eukaryota, Metazoa, Chordata, Mammalia, Carnivora, Otariidae. The transcript is spliced from 31 exons.
UGAGGGAGAAGGGGGCAGCGGGGAGGGGCAAUAUGGGAGGCCCCGUACGCAGUGGCCGUGCUUUCCAAAUCCUCUUCUUUCCUGGGUUGGGUGGAACAGGCGUCACCCCCUGGGCCAGCCCCUUAGACACGAGAAGGCCUCUGGUCCCCUUCUUCUUUCUUCCUCCCGCCACGUAGGAGACUUUCUCCCCUUCCAUGCCAGGAGUCAGGGAGGCAGACGUACAGACCUGAGCUUACCUGAUACUCAUCUGUCCUGGACCACAGCUCCUCAGGAAGGCCCCAGGAUCUCUGCCAGAGGGACGGAGAUGCUCUGGAGUAGAGUAUUUACCCAUAUUGGGGUGUGGGCCCUCUGCCCAGAGGGCCAUAUCUUCCUGAGCUGAAAUAACCAGUUAUCCCCUCUGGGGAGAAGCAGCUCUUAUCUUCAUAAUCCCCCAAAGGCAGCAUGGAGAGCAGGGAUUAGGGGAGAUUUAGGCAAGGGAUCUGGGAAGUCUUGGGGCCAGGCUCACUCGGGAGCCCAUCCUCAUCCCUCGGGCCAAAAAAGCUGGUAAUGGGCCAGUGUGGGGGCUCCGCUCAGGUGCAUCCUCCCGGGCUGGGUCUGCUGGGGUACUGCCCCUGAGCAGCAGCCCCUUCUAGUCUUGGAGAUGUGUGUCCCGUGAGGGGCAGGGCUGCCAAGGAGAGCGGUGGCUAUGGAGACAGGCACGGAGGAGGAAGUCUGGAACAUCAGUGGGCAAAGCCAGGGCAGACCCCAGGGAAGGCAGAGGGGGAGCAGGGGCGGGCCAUGAGCUGAGGUAGUCAGGGAGUCACCAGCUUAGCCACCCUUGGUCAGGACUCAGUAGAUAACCCCAGCCCCUUUCUUAGUGCCUCAAGUCUAGGGCUUUGCUCCUCUUGCUCAGGAGCCUUUACUGGUGGGAGCUCACAUUGGUGCUCUUGGGAGAGACCCAGUUCUCUGCCAGCAUUCCUUUCCCAGGGGUGUUCUUUUUCCCAGGACCCCCGACCUGGGGAUCUGUGCAUCAGAUUCAAUGUGUGCAUCGGCUUCACCUUCAGAAGUUUUGAUUCGGUAGGUUUGGGGUGGGACCUGGACAUCCACGUUUUUAGAAGCUCCAGGUAUUUCUACUACAGACCCCGGGUUGACAACCCCUGAUUAAUGUGUCACUGGGGUCACUGAAGCUAUGUGUGCACUCAUUCUUCCACUCAUCCAGCUGGUGGCCGUGGGGCCGCUGCUGUGUGCCCGGCACUGUCUCGGCAGGUAGUUGGAAGGAUGUGGAGAGGGAAGAAUUCAGUACCUGUUUUCAAGGAACUGGCAGUCUGGUGGGAGAGCCAGACGAGUCAAUCUAUAAUGACAGUUCUCCACAAUGAAGACCGGGAGCCAGCUUGCCCAGGGUGCUCUUGGAAUACAAACCUCUCCCCGGCGAGCCACCCUUGGCCCUGGGCCUGUCUACCCGGAAGGCCCUCGGCAUCCUGAAGGAGCAGCUGGAGACGGUGCUGGAGGGACACCUGAAAGAACGGAAGAAAUGUCUCACGUGGAAGGAGCUGUGGAGAAGCAGCUUCCUGCACCACAGUAACCGCUGUUCCUGCUUCCACUGGCCUGGAGCCUCUCUCAUGCUGCUGGCUGUGCUGCUUCUGCUGGGCUGUCAUGGGAGCCAGCCGGAGGGCAGCCAUGGGGUGGAGCUGGUGAAUGCCUCAGCACUGUUCCUCUUGCUGCUUCUCAACCUCAUCCUCAUUGGGCGGCAAGAUCGGCUAAAGCGUAGGGAGGUAGAGCGGAGGCUCCGAGGGAUCAUUGACCAAAUCCAAGAUGCACUCAGGGAUGGCAAGGAGAUCAAGUGGCCAGAUGCCAUGUACCCAGACCUCCACAUGCCCUUUGCACCAUCCUGGUCCCUGCACUGGGCCUACAGAGAUGGACAUCUGGUCAACCUGCCAGUUGGCCUAUUGGUAGAAGGAGACAUCAUAGCUCUGAGGCCCGGCCAGGAAUCGUUCGCCUCUCUGAGGGGGAUCAAGGAUGAUGAGCACAUCGUCUUGGAGCCCGGAGACCUGUUUCCCCCUUUCUCUCCACCGCCUUCCCCCCGGGGAGAAGUGAAGAAGGGACCACAGAACCCCCAGCAGCACCGGCUCUUCCGUGUUCUUGAGACCCCUGUGAUUGACAACAUCAGAUGGUGCCUGGACAUGGCCCUGUCCCGCCCAGUCACCGCUCUGGACAACGAGAGGUUCACGGUGCAGUCGGUGAUGUUGCACUACGCCGUGCCUGUGGUCUUGGCCGGCUUCCUCAUCACCAAUGCCCUGCGCUUCAUGCUGAAUGCCCCUGGUGUCACCUCCUGGCAGUACACCCUCCUCCAGCUACAGGUGAAUGGUGUCCUGCCCAUCCUCCCCCUGCUCUUUCCAGUCCUCUGGGUUCUGGCAACCGCCUGUGGAGAAGCUCGAGUCCUGGCUCAGAUGAGCAAGGCCUCUCCCAGCUCCCUGCUAGCCAAGUUCUCAGAGGAUACUCUCAGCAGCUACACAGAAGCCGUCUCCUCUCAGGAAAUGCUGCGCUGCAUCUGGGGCCACUUCCUGCGGGUGAUCCAAGGGACAUCGCCGACCCUGAGCCAUAGCUCCAGCCUACUGCACAGCUUGGGCUCGGUCACGGUCCUGUGCUGUGUGGACAAACAGGGGAUCCUGUCAUGGCCAAACCCCAGCCCAGAGACUGUGCUGUUCUUCAGUGGGAAGGUGGAGCCCCCGCACAGCAGCCAUGAGGACCUAACGGAUGACCUGUCUACCCGCUCCUUCUGCCAUCCCGAGGUAGAGGAGGAGCCCCACGAACGAGAUGCCCUCCUGGCCGGUUCCCUGAACACUACCCCGCACCUUUCCAAUGAGCAGGAACGUGGCGACUGGCCGGGUGACGGUCCCAAGCCCCCUGAAUUCUACUCUCACCACAAAGCAUAUGGCCGCAGCAAACACCCAUCCGGCUCCAACGUGAGCUUCAGCCGGGACACGGAGGGCGGUGAAGAAGAGCCUGGCAAGCCCGGGCUGGAGGGCGAGCCCUACGAAGCAGAGGACUUUGUGUGUGACUACCACUUGGAGAUGCUGAGCCUGUCCCAGGACCAGCAGAACCCCUCCUGCAUCCAGUUCGACGACUCCAACUGGCAGCUGCACCUCACGUCCCUGAAGCCGCUGGGUCUCAACGUGCUGCUGAACCUGUGUAACGCCGGUGUCACCGAGCGGCUGUGCCGCUUCUCCGACCACUUGUGCAACAUCGCCCUGCAGGAGAGCCACAGCGCCGUCCUGCCCGUGCACGUGCCCUGGGGCCUCUGCGAGCUCGCCCGCCUCAUAGGCUUCACUCCUGGGGCCAAGGAGCUCUUCAAGCAGGAGAACCACCUUGCACUCUACCGCCUCCCCAGUGCCGAGAUGGUGAAGGAGACCUCGCUGGGGAGGCUCUCCUGUGUCACCAAGCGGCGCCCUCCGCUCAGCCAUAUGAUCAGUCUCUUCAUCAAGGACACCACUACCAGCACAGAACAGAUGCUAUCCCAUGGCACGGCUGAUGUGGUCUUAGAGGCCUGCACAGACUUCUGGGAUGGGGCGGACAUCUACCCUCUUUCGGGUUCUGACAGAAAGAAAGUGCUGGAUUUUUACCAGCGGGCCUGCUUGUCUGGUUACUGCUCUGCCUUCGCCUACAAGCCCAUGAGCUGCGCCCUGUCCUCUCAGCUCAAUGGCAAGUGCAUCGAGCUUGUGCAGGUGCCUGGCCAGAGCAGCAUCUUCACCAUGUGUGAGCUGCCCAGCACCGUCCCAAUCAAGCUGAGCACGCGCCGUAACAGCUGGAGCUCGGACGAAGGGAUCGGGGAGGUGCUGGAGAAGGAAGACUGCAUGCAGGCCCUGAGCGGCCAGAUCUUCAUGGGCAUGGUGUCCUCCCAGUACCAGGCCCGGCUGGACAUCGUGCGCCUCAUCGAUGGGCUGGUCAAUGCCUGCAUCCGCUUCGUCUACUUCUCUUUGGAGGAUGAGCUCAAAAGCAAGGUGUUUGCAGAAAAGAUGGGCCUGGAGACAGGCUGGAACUGCCACAUCUCCCUCACGCCCAAUGGUGACCUGCCUGGCUCCGAGAUCCCCCCCUCCAGCCCCAGCCAUGCUGGCUCCCUGCAUGAUGACUUGAAUCAGGUGUCCCGAGAUGAUGCGGAAGGGCUCCUUCUGAUGGAGGAGGAGGGUCACUCAGACCUCAUUAGCUUCCAGCCUACAGACAGUGACCUCCCCAGCUUCCUGGAGGACUGCAACCGGGCCAAGCUGCCGCGCGGCAUCCACCAGGUGCGCCCCCACCUGCAGAACAUUGACAACGUGCCCCUGCUCGUGCCCCUAUUUACCGACUGUACCCCUGAGACCAUGUGUGAGAUGAUCAAGAUCAUGCAGGAAUAUGGGGAGGUGACCUGCUGCCUGGGCAGCUCUGCGAAUCUCAGGAACAGUUGCCUUUUCCUCCAGAGUGACAUCAGCAUUGCCCUGGAUCCCCUGUACCCAUCCCGCUGUUCCUGGGAGACCUUUGGCUACGCCACCAGCACCAGCAUGGCCCAGGCCUCGGAUGGCCUUUCUCCCCUACAGCUCUCGGGGCAGCUCAACAGCCUACCCUGCUCCCUGACCUUUCGCCAGGAGGAGACCAUCAGCAUCAUCCGGCUCAUUGAGCAGGCGCGGCACGCCACCUACGGCAUUCGCAAGUGCUUCCUCUUUCUGCUGCAGUGCCAGUUGACCCUUGUGGUCAUCCAGUUCCUCUCUUGCCUGGUUCAGCUGCCGCCACUGCUGAGCACCACCGACAUCCUGUGGCUGUCCUGCUUUUGCUACCCUCUGCUCAGCAUCUCUCUGCUGGGGAAGCCCCCCCACAGCUCCAUCAUGUCUAUGGCCACAGGGAAGAACCUUCAGUCCAUUCCUAAGAAGACCCAGCACUACUUCCUGCUCUGCUUCUUGCUCAAAUUCAGCCUCACCAUCAGCUCGUGCCUCGUCUGCUUUGGCUUCACGCUGCAGAGCUUCUGUGACAGCUCCCGGGCCCGCAACCUCACCAACUGCUCCUCCAUCAUGCUGCGCAGUCAUGCCGACAACAGCGCUCCAGCCUGGUUUGACGACUUCGCCAAUGGGCUACUCACGGCUCAGAAGCUCACCGCUGCCCUGAUCGUCCUGCACACAGUCUUCAUUUCUAUCACCCACGUGCAUCGCACCAAGCCCCUGUGGCGAAAGAGCCCCUUGACAAACCUCUGGUGGGCCAUUACCGUGCCUGUGGUCCUGCUGGGGCAGGUGGUCCAGACGGCAGUGGACCUGCAGCUGUGGACACACAGGGACAGCCGUGUCCACUUUGGCCUGGAGGACGUGCCUCUGCUGACGUGGCUCCUGGGCUGCCUCUCCCUGGUCCUUGUGGUGGUCACCAACGAGAUUGUGAAGCUGCAUGAGAUUCGGGUCCGGGUUCGCUACCAGAAGCGGCAGAAACUGCAGUUUGAAACGAAACUGGGCAUGAACUCCCCCUUCUGAGCCACUGGCCACAGUGGUCCUCGUUGCCCAAGGCCCGGGGCUAAAGCCAGACCAGCUUCUGAGUCUGGGGAGUUGGUAUCAUGAAUGUUUCAGGGUUUCCUCUCGCGGCCUAUGUCACGGGAGGCCCAGCUCCUCGUCCGACCCAUCUGUCGUCCUGAUCCCCAGGGCUUACCGUGGAGGAGCUGGUGAGCCGUGGCCUCAGCAUCAGGACAGUCUGGUCUUGAAUGUAUGACCUAGUGCACUUAGCAGAGGGGCCCUUAGCCGCCUCCGCCUGCAGGCUGCCUCCUUUAGGGUCUCUUAGCCCAGGGCCCUCUGCUCUUGGGUCUCCAGGCAGAGCCAUGAACCUGGUGGGGCCAGGACCUCAGUGGCAGCAGCCGUGGGAGGUCCAGACAGACCACCGUGGAAGGGAGCAGUGCUGGUGCAUCCUCCCUGCACCCCACCUGUCGUCCUGGGGGGGGGGCCUGGAGGUGGUCGAGUACUCCCCCUCCCUCCCUGUGUGGGGGAGCCUCACACUCAGACCCGAAGAUGAAGACCCC